Tarenaya hassleriana is the source of this 649-nucleotide messenger RNA. RefSeq lists its product as uncharacterized. The transcript has a single exon. Lineage: Eukaryota; Viridiplantae; Streptophyta; Magnoliopsida; Brassicales; Cleomaceae. The coding region runs from base 160 to 333 and encodes 57 amino acids. The record is from RefSeq and is a predicted model, not a curated record.
GUGUCGUAGCCCAAUCCGAGAAUAAAACGACGCCGUACAAGGAGAGUCGGCUCGUUCUUUGUUUGCAACCAAACCCCGUCUACAUUGACCUGAAAGCUUCGAUACUUGUGGAGAAAGAUUUCCCGACGAGGAGAGGAGAGAGGGGGGAGCUCCCGGAGGAUGGGAAUAUUCAAGAGCUGCUUCUCUUUCAUGGUGGGCACUGCUUUCGGUGUAUACGUGGCACAGAACUACAACGUCCCCAACAUCAGGAAGCUCGCCAACACUGGUUUCGUCAUCGCCAAGCACAUCGAGGAGAACUAUCGCAAACCCAAGAAGGGCGACGACGGUGAUUGAUUCGGUUUGCGAUCUCAUCGUUUUGAUUCUUUGCGAAAUCUAUGUCGAUUUGAAUGGCUCCGGCUCUGAAUUUCGAUCGGGGAUUUCAGGCGGAGUCUCCGGAAUUUAGGGUUUAUCGAUUGUGAUUUAAAACCGGGAAACAGUCGGAUGGAUAUGGUAAUUUUGGGAUAUGUGGAUUUAUUGGUGAUCGGAUGAGGGGGAUUUUAACCUAGGGAUCAUAAAAACUUCGGCUUUCAUACUGAUUUUUCCUGUUAAAGUAUUGUUUGCUGGAAACUUGAAAUUUCUUCUAAUCUUUGCAAAAAAAAGUUUGAUUGAA